UAAUAAUAAUAAUUUUAUUGCUUAAAACGUUGAUUACUUGCAUUAAGCAACAGUUUGGUAUUUCUUAUCAAAAGUGCACAUAUUUGAAUUGUUUGUGCCUAUGUGGAAUAAAUACAAGGAACGUUGGUGCAUGAGUGUGGGUGAAAGAAUAAUCAAUAUGUACAAAAACAAAUCAACACUUGUUGCGGUAGCGAAUAAAUUUUUGCAAGAAUUCUUAAAUUAAACGUAACACGAAAAGUGCUACCAAAAGCGUGAAUUGUUUAACUUAAAUCACGAGAUUAUAGAUUAUAUCUUGAACUGGAACAAGAUAAAAUAUUUGCCAUGUAUUUGAUGCACCAAAAAUAAAUUUCCUCUUACUUUUUUGUUUGUGUGUACUGCAAAUUACAGCAUUUCGUAAUAGUUAACCAUUUAACCUUCGCCCCUCCAUUCGCUUGUGGACUUCUGCGUUCAUUGCCCUAAUAGUUGAAGUACCUACCAUUUUUAAAUAGUCGAGUCAACUAAAAAGUAACCACCCCGCAAUUCGUAAACCACAUUAACCAAUACAACGGGCACACCAGGCGUCAAUGCCACAGCCAAUGUGGAGCAGUUGCGCCAACAAAAGCGCUUCAAAGUUUACAAUUUUGCUGCAACAACAAACUCCGGCUUUCCUUUCUUCAUUUGAAAUAAAAACUUUGAAAAUAUCGCUAUGAAAAAUCAGCAAACGAGUGCAUGAACACUGCUGCCUUUCCUGCAUAUGCCCUCGUACUGCACUCAACGUGCUCUUGUACCACAGAGGAAUGCAGUUAGUGGGCCAUUUUACAUAAUUUGUCGACGUAUAUACGACGCGCAAUGCACACCAUGUCCAACUAAUCUGUUUAUCUACAAGAUAAGCUCUGGCUAUGAAUCUGACGCUUAACACAACAGAAAAUAACAAGCCAUAGGAAAACUAUUGUUGUAAAAACGAAGCUAAAGAAAGAAAAACAAAAUUGAAACUUUCCUAUUUGCACACAGACAAGUUGUUUUUUGACAAGUGAUGCAACUCUGGUCGCAAAGUCGCUAGAUCCUGCACCAGCACCUCUCUACUACCAUUCCUGCCAUUCGUUUAUCAACGGACAUUCAGCCGGACACCUCAAACCGAGAGGAAAGUGAAGAGCAUUCAAAAAGAUGGCAGAAAACGACAACAAUACCACAACGGACGUCAGCCAGGAAGAAGAGCGGCAACAACAGGACAACUCCCGCAUGGCAUUUGCCCGCUCGCCAGUGCCCGCACCAGCUCCAGUCAGAGCGCCACAACAAAUUCACCAACAAGAACAAUGUGGUGCGAAAAUAUUGCAAAUGCUACUGGGUAUUGCGGUGCAACCGAAAAUGCAAAUAGAAACGAUGAAGCCGGAAUCAGGAGUAGAACAACAACAGCAGUCGCAUAUGGAAUUGAGCCAAAUCGAGUUAAUCUAUCGCGCGGAGGGUAAUGCAAAUUUGGUGCUCGCAUUGCCGCAAUUUAAAAAAGUUUUGCGUCUGCCAAAAACUUCACUGCCACUUCCGCUGCCGGCUACUAGUCACAGCAACAGCAACAGCAGCAGCAGCAGUUCUAAGUACAACAAAAUACAAAUUGGUAAUACUCAACGGCAACGAGAUGUGGAAGUGGUCGACAUAGAGUGGCAGCAACAUCAAGAAUCUCAGCAGCAGCAACAACAAUCACAACAAACUCAAGAACGGCAAUUGCAACGUCAACAGAAGCAGCUAAAACGGCAGGAGGUAGUCCAAAGUGCUUCCGACCCGGCUGUAAAUCAAAAUGCAAAAGACUUGACAAUGGAGGAUUUUGUGGCUUACAUCGAGGUAAUACGAAAUCUGCUUGGAAGCGAAUAUGUCUGCGAGACGGAGAUUGUGCGGAUAGCCAAGGAGGAGGACAUAAGGUGGAUAAAUGAGCAGAUUCGAGCAGAACGACCAGCUCAUCGCCGGGAUAAAGAAUUUUGUGGGGAAUUUGGUUUGCUGCUGCCAGAUGCUACACGCUUGCCAAUAGCAUUCGAUAUUUUACUUUCCAAUUUGCAGGCGAAAUUUAUUGGCAACACAUUCGCCAUCGAAAUAAAACCGAAGCAGGGUUGGCUGCUGCCGCCUGAUGUCGUCAACAAAUUGUACUUUGACCUGAAGAGUCCAAUGCGCACCAAGGCAAUGGUGGAAGCGACAACAACAGACGUCCAGCGGCCGGAAGUGGAAGGAGACAAGAGCCACGCUGCACGGUGUCGUUUCUGUGCCAUGCAAUACCUGAAGCUGCGCACGGGUAAAAUCAACAAGCGAACUUCUUAUUGCCCGAUGGCGUUAUUUUCCGGUGUACCUGCCAAAAUGCUUGCGGCCAUCGAUGCACUUCUGCAAUGCCCACAAAAUAAUUUAAGAAUAUUUCGUAAUGGAAUUUUAAUAUAUGACGGCGAAAAGCAUUUAUAUGACCAUUUAAUUGAGCACUUCUUUCCUGGCGGCCAAAUACAGCUUUUAAAGGAUUUGAUGGUGGCAUGUCUGCUGAGGGACUACACGACUAACAAUAGCAAAAAGACCAGUAAUAGCAGCAAAAGCAACAGCAGAAUAAACGAUGACAACGCUGCUGACUGUGGUGGAACGGCCAAAACUGUCGCUGGUCAGCCACACUUAAGCGCCACUUCGGAGCGACGCAAACAAAUGGAGAAGGAGGAGGGCGUGGAGGUAGCGGGGGAAGUAGAGCAGAAGGUGAAAGAAAGUAAGAUAAUGCCAAUAUAUCGUGCAGAAGACACCCACACAGCCGCAGCCGCAACAGCACGUCCGGCUACGAGAGGUCUGACGACGAUGACAAGGGCAGUGGCGCCGGAGACAUAUUCGCAAGCACAAAUCACUGAAGUGGAAAUGCUGUGCUUACCGAAAAAUUGUGUCCUGCAAAAAAUUUUGCAUCUCCAAUUGUUGUCCAAGCGUAACAUGCCCAUCCUGCAGGCUGCCGGCCAUGCACACAAAUCGGAAAAAUCAUACAAUGCCUUAAAAGGCUUACUGCAGCGAUCACAACAACAACUCACUACAGAUGAGUUGGAGCCAUCGGAAGCGUAUCUCCUGGGCGCCACAGCGCUGGACUGUUCGAUUAUGCUAGCGUUUCAGGAAAUUUCCAUGUGCAAUCCAGAGCCACAUUCACAGCAACAACACUUAACGAAGUCGCCACUGUCCAAAUAUUGUGUAGUAAUGCCGCGUUAUGGCAAAACCUUCCUCACCAAAGCGACACUGGUCGACUUGGAUCCGAAGCCUGAUAGUCACUUGUGCAAAUAUAUUAAACAGACGUGCCAGGCGCUUGACUUAUUUAUGGAUGGUGGUGGUUCUUGAUGAACAGGAUGUGUGUGUGUACGGUCAAAAGAUGCGCUCAUCACUUGGGUGGAAAUUUGUUAACGAUCGAAAAACGGAAAUAGCAAGGCAAUUUUACUGCACGAAAAUGUAAAUACCAAUUCAUUAACGAUUUAUUCAUUUAUGCAUGCACAGCGGCAUAUAUGUAUACAAGUAUAAGG
This is a messenger RNA of Anastrepha obliqua, 3485 nucleotides long. RefSeq names its product calcium and integrin-binding family member 2 (gene Cib2). The transcript has 10 exons. Gene Ontology annotation, molecular function: ATP binding; inositol-1,3,4,5,6-pentakisphosphate 2-kinase activity; calcium ion binding. The record is from RefSeq and is a predicted model, not a curated record. Lineage: Eukaryota; Metazoa; Arthropoda; Insecta; Diptera; Tephritidae. Gene Ontology annotation, biological process: inositol phosphate biosynthetic process. Gene Ontology annotation, cellular component: nucleus. The coding region runs from base 1144 to 3306 and encodes 720 amino acids.